AUGGGCAGUUUCUGUCGUUUUGGGACAAAAAACGCACCGCAUGUACCGGCGCCUGCGCGGUCCAAGGAGGAGAGAAGCUUGGUGCAAAGGUUGGACGUGUUCCUGUUGACCUUUGGGUGUAUUUCCCAGAUUAUCAAAUUCCUGGAUCAGUCCAACAUAAACAACGCCUAUGUGUCCGGCAUGAAAGAGGACCUGGGGCUCUGGGGCAACGAGCUGAACCUAUUUACCACCUACUUCAACAUUGCGUACUGCAUCAUGCUCAUCCCCUCUCAAAUCAUCAUGACCUACGUGCGACCAAGUUGGUGGCUGCCCUCGCUGGAAGUCAUCUGGGGUGUCAUCACGGGGCUGGUCGCCAUGACUACCAGUGUGAAGCAGGUGUAUAUACUGCGGGUGUUUUUGGGACUGUGCGAGAGCGCAGCAUAUCCCGGCAUGAUCACGCUGUUUAUGUGCUGGUACACGCCGCUGGAAAUGGCCAAGAGGAUCGGCUUCUACCAUUCCUGCCAGGCAGUUGGGCAGAUGAUGUCGGGGGCUAUGCAGGCGUCCAUUGUGAAAACCAUGGAUGGUCGCUACGGCCUUGUCGGGUGGAGGUGGCUCUUUGUCAUCAAUGCCAUCAUCACCGUCGUUUGGGGCUUCGCAGGCUACUUCAUGAUUCCCGACUCCCCAGGGAGUCCCAAUCCAUGGGCAUUCUGGUUCAAGAGGGUCCAUUCAGAGUAUGCUCUCCAUCGACUCGAGAGGGAGAAUCGGCUGGAUGCAAAACCCAUUACUUGGGCCGCAGCCAAACGCAUAUUCUCCACGUGGUUGGUAUACGUCAUUGGGGUCAUGUACAUCGCCAUGGUCCUUGGAACGUCGGGAUACAACUACUUUGGUCUGUUCCUGAAAUCCAUCAAGAAUAGCGACGGCUCACCGAGAUGGACCACUGUGCAGGUCAAUCUGAUUCCAAUUGGCGGCAGUGCUAUAAACGUUGUUUUUGUUUGGAUCUGGGCAUUCUUGUCCGACAUUUUGAGAACGCGAUGGACCUUGAUUGUGCUGCAAGCGGCCAUUGCCAUCAUCGUGGCCAUCAUUCUGACCAUCUGGACGACGAAUCCGAGCGAGACUCCGUUGUCAGCGGCGUAUGCUGCUUAUUUCAUGGCGCAUGUUCCACUUGGAACUGCGCCGCUCAUUUGGGCGUGGCUUUCUGAUCUCGCGCCACAAGGACCUGAAGAACGAUCACUCACUGUCGGUGCCGCUAUUGCUGGCUACUAUUCCAUUUCGGCAUGGAGCCAAGUUCUCGUCUGGCCCGCCAGCCAGGCACCAUAUUAUAAAUACGGCUGGCAGUCGUCCAUUGCAGUGUGCGCCCUCGUCAUUAUCCUGGCCAUGAUUCUUCGUGCCGUUGACGUGAAAUACUUCAAGUUCGUGCCUUACUCAGCCCUGGCUGUCGUGUACACGGCUAACGUUUCGGGACAGGCCGAGGAGAAAGGCAGCAUUGGAGGUUGCUAUCAAGCAGGAAACUAG
Messenger RNA from Metarhizium brunneum ARSEF 3297, 1491 nucleotides. NCBI's taxonomy places the organism in Eukaryota, Fungi, Ascomycota, Sordariomycetes, Hypocreales, Clavicipitaceae. The record is from RefSeq and is a predicted model, not a curated record.